Dermacentor albipictus is the source of this 1143-nucleotide messenger RNA. RefSeq lists its product as uncharacterized. NCBI's taxonomy places the organism in Eukaryota, Metazoa, Arthropoda, Arachnida, Ixodida, Ixodidae. The record is from RefSeq and is a predicted model, not a curated record.
CAAGUCACGGGCCGCAAGCUAGGCGCCGAAGAAGAAGAACGACACCAUGGCGGACGGUGCUCAUCCACGACCGGCAACUGCGCCUUUUCGCGUCUCCUGUGCUCCCGCAGCAACCAGUCCCAUCAACGCUACGCCUCUGAAAAACGCCAGCAAACGCGCGUUCUUCGCCGGGUGGGCCGGUGCAGCGUCUGCGGCCACAAUCGUGGCGAUCGUGUCCUUCAGUGUCUACGCAACUGUGAGAAAGAGAAGGAGCAAGCAGCCUUCCUACACAGACACACACUCGUUCUGCUGCCCCGACGAGGUCGGGAAAAUAGCCAGGUACCUCAACACGAGCGUAGGCCCGUGCGACGACUUCUUCGCGUACGUCUGCUCAAGUUCGAUCGAGCUCGGCCGCUACAAACACACCAGCCUUGACUUUAGACUCGACAGCGCCACGAUAACACGCGUGAUGCCGCCCAACGUAACAAUGCUCAAGGCAGGAAGCUUCCUCUACUCAUCCUACGAGACGUGCGUGAAGACCACCUCCCAGCGCGAGUCGUUCGCCACCUCACUUGCGAGUGCCUUGUUGCAGGAAGCGGGAGGCCUCCUGAAGAAAGUGGACUCUCGAAGCGCGAUGGUAUUCAACGUGGCGGCGUCUCUCACGUAUUCUCUUACUUCAGGCAUCGAUAUGUUUUACCAAGGAACUGGGAGCGUCCUUAUGGCGAUCGACCUUGUUUGUAAUCCCGACACCGUCUCUCUGGACUGUCUGAAUGCUACAGUGGACGCGCUCAAGUAUACUACGAAUUCGACAGCGACAACAAUGGGUACCGCCAAGUUGGCUGCAACGCUCUGGGAACAAGGAGUCUCCGGACACUGUCUCACGCGCAAUUCUUUCAGAUAUUCAACAGCUACCACCACUGCCCGGACCAGAAGUGGCUGCAAGCGUACUUCGAGACCAGCGUGCCCUUAAUAAAAAGGACAAACUCUGCGUCUACACAAUGCUCUCGGUGAAUAGACCACAACAUCUCGGCUCAUCCCGCGUCAAGCCAUCCAUUAAGAAGUUGGAAGAUGGAAAGCUAACAUCGUCCAAGAACUUCAUACUGCUUCAUCAUUUGUGAAACAAUAGAUCACCAGUUCCGCGGAGAAAAAAGAACCGCGUCAUCU